Monosiga brevicollis MX1 is the source of this 405-nucleotide messenger RNA. RefSeq lists its product as uncharacterized. The annotation marks the transcript as partial. The record is from RefSeq and is a predicted model, not a curated record. Lineage: Eukaryota; Choanoflagellata; Craspedida; Salpingoecidae. Gene Ontology annotation, molecular function: protein binding. The transcript has 6 exons. Gene Ontology annotation, cellular component: cytoplasm.
AUGACGACGGAGAAGCUGGGUCGGUCGGACAAGACCACCUUUGAGGCUGAUCUUGAGCAGCUCAUGCAGCAGAUCGAUGUCAUGAAGAGCCAAACAGAAAAGAUGAUCAAGGCCACCAAUACCUGGCUCGAACCCAAUCCUAAUCGCCGGCUUGAGGCUUCACUGGCCAAGCGCUUCAGUCGCGGCUCGACCCAGCGUGCCACCGAGCUCGAAGCCCUUGGGCUCACGUGCCUGGAAGCUGCCGAAGCCUUUGGAGCCCAUUCGCACUACGCGCAAGCGCUGGCGGCCAUGGGCCGUGUGGACACCGAGCUGGGCGAACGUUGGCAUCACCUGACAGCAGUCGUGAAUGAGCGGUUCCAGACUCCCAUGCGCACUUUCAUCUCAUCCGAUAUCAAAAAUGCCAAU